UCAGGACAUCAAAGUCGCGCGUUUCACGAGUUGCAUGACAUUGCAUGUUCAGAUAUACAUAAGUGUCCCGUUAAUCAUUAAUUUCUGGUUUGGGCUGUAUAUAUGUGCCUUCGCGGAAUUUGACAAGUUAUUGAAGAAGCUCUAUUCUGAGAUACCGACUGAAGGUUUCUGCACUUUUAUUCAUUUAUUUAUUUAUUUGGAAUGAUCGGAUCCUCUUUGAACAGUCUGCGGCUGGCUGUGGCGUUCCCCCUUCUGUUCCUGGCCCCGGUGGAACUGGUGGCUGAGCCCAUCCGCUGCGCUCCCUGUACUCUUGAAAAGCUGCUAAACUGUCCGGCCGUACCCGCAGGUUGCGAAGAGGUGAUUAGGGAGGCGGGCUGCGGCUGCUGUUCUACUUGCGCCCUGCGCAAAGGCGACCUAUGCGGUGUGUAUACGGCUCGUUGUGGUGCUGGCCUGCGCUGCUACCCACGAGAGACGGACCCAAAUCCUCUCCAAUCACUGACGCGAGGGCUGGCAAUUUGCAUGGAAGAGUCUGAAGGGGCAAGAAUUCAGUCGUCGAGGAACACAGAGCAAUCUGAACUGCCUGAAAAUGAGAAUACAGAAGACAUUCCAGUGUCCUCAGACCACUAUGAAACAAUGGGUCACAUGACACAUGACAGACUCCAGGAUCCUAACAAUGUGGCCGAUUUGCAAGACAACAUGAAGACUAAGCUCAGUACAAUAAGAAGAAAGCCCACUGAGAUGGGACCUUGUCGGAUUGAGUUGAAAAAAGCACUUGAGAAAAUAUCUAGGUCUCAGAAAACUGGUGAAAGAGUCAACCGGUUCCACCUUCCUAAUUGUGAGAGACAUGGAUUUUAUCAUACAAAACAGUCUCCUUUACUUUGCAGUGUGAAACCUCAUUGGAUGGCCAGCGUGGAAAAUGCUGGUGUGUCUUCCCAUGGAAUGGGAAAAGAAUUCCUGGAUCUCCUGAAGUUCAUAGUGACCCAGAAUGUCAGCAGUACCUGGAUUUGCAAGAAUAAGUUUUUAAGAUUGUUUUCCCCUUUUGUCUCUUUCUUGUGAAAUGGUUUGUUCUAUUUGUUCUUCAGAAAUUUUAUUUAUGCAGUGAUGAUGUUUUUGCAUUAUAUUUAACAUUUUCCCAAUAAGGUUUAUAUUAUAUACUGUAUUUCAAUGCUGUUCUUUGAGAUGCUUUAUUCAAUUUUGUAUUUUACAUUUCAAAAGAAAGGAGAGGCUUUCUUUUUUACAGUAUAUGGGAAAGCCUCUUUCUUUAUGGUUAACCACAGUUCCCCUUCCCCUACAGUUCAUGCCCCCAGCCAUCCAAAGAUAUUUAGUGCUAGGGUCAACCUUCUGCCGCCAUUUGGUCUGUAGGGAUGUAAACAUCCAUUGAUGAAGAACAUCCUCCAGUUUGGAACAUAUAAAUAAGAACAGAUAGACCAGAAAAAUGACUGAAACUUGAAGUACUGCUUCAACUUGUAGAAUGACCGUGUUGGAACCCUGUUCAGGGUCAAGGGGAAACAUCUAUUUAUAUUGUAAUCCCACACUCUUCAUUAUGUCAAGCCUAUCCAACAUUAUUUGGUGCACUGAAGAAACCAUUCUUAGGUUAGGUACCAGUUUAUCACAGGACACAUUCAUGCAGACGUCUUGAAUCCUUGAUGAUGGUCCAGGUUAAAGCUAAAAUCAUGUUACCAUAGACAUCUUUGAGAGGUAUGAGGAACAGGAAGUUCCAAACAACAUGCAAAUUAAGUAAUCAGGAAAGGGACUGAGCUCACAUUACUGCUGUUAUGAGGAAACACUGCUAACCACUGCACCACAUAGCACCCAAAUCAAGAAAGAUGUAGUAUAAAAAUGAUAUUAAACAUGAUAUCAUCUUUGACGACUCAUAACGCACAUUCAACUCUUCAGCACCUACAGUAUCUUUAGUGGAACCUUUAAAGUUACCUUCCUAAACUGCAUUAUAUAUAUAUAUAUAUAUAUAUAUAUAUAUAUAUAUAUAUAUAUAUAUAUUUCUAUAUGUAUUCAGAGACAGGGAGGGAGAAAGAUAGUGAGGGUAACACAUGUUAAGUCACUGGAAAUUAUUUCACUGUUUUGUAUUCUUUAAAUAUUUAUACAAUAGCAUUUUCAUAUGAAGUUAUUUAUUUUGUUGUCAUCAGCUGUUAAGUUAAUGUAAAUAAAACGUUUUAUCUUUGAUGUUUCAUAUACAUGCUCAACAUUUCUUACCAUUAAACUAACCUUACACUAACGUUCAUUGGAAAAACAGUUUCAAAAGUGAAACAUUACUGAAAAAAAUACAUAUAAAUAUUGUUGAAGUAGGAAAAAUUCUCAUAGUUUUUUUUUGGUCACAGUAAAUAGUUGCAUAAUGUGUUU
This is a messenger RNA of Erpetoichthys calabaricus (reedfish), 2358 nucleotides long. RefSeq names its product insulin-like growth factor binding protein 1a (gene igfbp1a). Gene Ontology annotation, molecular function: insulin-like growth factor I binding; insulin-like growth factor II binding. Lineage: Eukaryota; Metazoa; Chordata; Cladistia; Polypteriformes; Polypteridae. The transcript is spliced from 4 exons. Gene Ontology annotation, cellular component: extracellular region. The coding region runs from base 202 to 1056 and encodes 284 amino acids. The record is from RefSeq and is a predicted model, not a curated record. Gene Ontology annotation, biological process: regulation of insulin-like growth factor receptor signaling pathway.